Anopheles coluzzii is the source of this 463-nucleotide messenger RNA. It is a transcript of the gene RpL39, whose product is annotated as 60S ribosomal protein L39. Gene Ontology annotation, biological process: translation. The transcript is spliced from 3 exons. Gene Ontology annotation, cellular component: cytosolic large ribosomal subunit; ribosome. The coding region runs from base 98 to 253 and encodes 51 amino acids. Lineage: Eukaryota; Metazoa; Arthropoda; Insecta; Diptera; Culicidae. The record is from RefSeq and is a predicted model, not a curated record. Gene Ontology annotation, molecular function: structural constituent of ribosome.
CGUUUACAGCGUCGAGUCGAAGCUGCGUUUGUGCGUUUCCGACAGCCAAUCGGUCUCUUUUUCGUCAUUGGUCUCCGAGUAGACACACUUGCACGAAAUGGCGUCCCACAAAACGUUUCGCAUCAAGCAAAAGCUUGCCAAGAAGCUGAAGCAAAACCGACCCAUUCCGCAAUGGAUCCGUAUGCGCACGGGUAACACCAUCCGGUACAACGCCAAGCGCCGUCACUGGAGACGUACCAAGCUGAAGUUGUAAGCGCGGGGGCACCCUCUCGUUUGCGUAUUGUUUACCAUCGAAUUCGGGCGCGCGCAGGAACGGUGGAAAUGAAAGGCAAAAUUGUCCUUUCCAUCCAUCCGCGACUGUUUGUGACGAGUUUGGUGCAUUUUCAAUAUUACUACCGCAAUGUUUGUGCACCAACAUGUUGAAUAAAUAGGCAUCAGCUGGCGCCAAACAUCCCCCAAACAA